Messenger RNA from Arabidopsis thaliana (thale cress), 1166 nucleotides. It is a transcript of the gene PLIM2a, whose product is annotated as GATA type zinc finger transcription factor family protein. The record is from RefSeq and is marked reviewed. Bases 367 to 954 code for a protein of 195 amino acids. Gene Ontology annotation, biological process: actin filament bundle assembly. Gene Ontology annotation, cellular component: cytoskeleton. NCBI's taxonomy places the organism in Eukaryota, Viridiplantae, Streptophyta, Magnoliopsida, Brassicales, Brassicaceae. Gene Ontology annotation, molecular function: actin filament binding. The transcript is spliced from 2 exons.
ACCACAAAUUCUCAUUUCUUCAAGAAUUUUUGAUAAAUAAGACAGAGAACUUGAGAGAUGAAAAGAAAAAAACACAAAACCUGGUGUUUUUUCUCUCGUCGUCGUUUGGUCGUGUCCUAAGACAAGAACCGGCGAACGAAGAACAAACUUUUUGAAUCUAACAUCCGAAAGAAAGAGAGAAAAUGUCGUUUACAGGAACAUUGGAUAAAUGCAAGGCCUGUGACAAAACCGUGUACGUGAUGGAUUUGUUAACAUUAGAGGGUAAUACUUAUCACAAAUCAUGUUUCAGAUGCACCCAUUGCAAAGGCACUCUCGUGGUAUUUCUCUUUUCUUCUUCUUCCUCCAUUGUUACUCUGUUUUUCGACAAUGCUUCAUUGUUUUAAAAGACCACAUCUUUUCUUAACACAGAUAAGCAAUUACUCAUCAAUGGAUGGAGUUCUUUACUGUAAGCCACACUUCGAACAGCUUUUCAAAGAAUCUGGCAAUUACAGCAAGAAUUUUCAGGCAGGAAAGACCGAGAAGCCCAAUGAUCAUCUGACUCGAACUCCAAGCAAGUUAUCAUCAUUCUUCAGUGGAACACAAGACAAAUGUGCGACUUGUAAGAAGACGGUUUACCCACUUGAGAAAGUAACAAUGGAAGGAGAAAGUUACCACAAGACUUGCUUCAGGUGCACACACAGUGGUUGUCCUUUGACUCACUCUUCUUACGCUUCUCUUAAUGGCGUCCUCUACUGUAAAGUCCACUUCAAUCAGCUCUUUCUCGAGAAAGGCAGUUACAAUCACGUCCAUCAAGCCGCUGCUAACCACCGUCGAUCCGCCUCUUCUGGUGGCGCUUCUCCUCCUUCUGAUGAUCACAAACCUGACGACACCGCCUCAAUUCCCGAAGCAAAAGAAGAUGACGCUGCCCCUGAAGCUGCAGGAGAAGAGGAGCCUGAGCCGGUCGUUGAGUCUUGAAAAUGUCGUGGAGGAAUGAUCUUAUCAGUUCUCAAGUUUGAAGUUUUUAUAUGCGUUUCUGUUUAAUGAAUAUAUAAAUACAAAUUGUUGUUGUUUCUUCUUGUAAAUUCUUGUAAAGUUUUAAAGCUCUUUUUGGAGAGAAUCUGUUGUAAACAAAAUCUUUAACAUCCAAUUUUUUUUGAAGAGGAUAUUUUUAACCUUUAGUUUUAAAA